GUAAGGUCUCGCCACUUUGCAACUCUUCAACUCACAUCAUUGCUGCGAUCUUGGUGCAUGGCUAUGGCGAGUCGUAAGACAUCGCUAAGUAGUGUCGACACUGCCAUCGAGCAUGAUAAGCGCGCCUCGCGAGAGGAGAUGACACAGUCAGAUGCGAUACCACGGACAGAUACGACUAGCACUGCCGCUACUUCCUCUCCACCGGCAAACGCAGAGAAGCCUCGAAACGACCUGCGCCAGUCUUCAGAAGAGAGGUCUGACGGUUUGACGAGCAAAGACAAUUAUCUAGAAGCGGGAAAGGAGGGUCAUGUCGUCGUAGACUGGAUCGAUGGCGAGAAUGAUCCGGGUAAUCCGAGGGGAUGGUGUCACAGCAAGAAAGUAUGGGCGACUGUCAUCGUGUCUGCGUUCACCUUUACUUCGCCACUGAGUUCAUCCAUGAUGGCUCCCACAACACCUCAACUCGUCGCAAAAUUCGGUAUCACAUCGAGCGUAGUGGAGCAAAUGCUCACGUCUAUUUUCAUCCUGGGCUAUGCGUUCGGACCGUUGAUCGCUGCGCCGCUGUCGGAGAUUUUCGGCAGAGUGAUUGUGCUGCAGCUGGCGAACGCAUUCUUCUUUGUAUUCAACCUGGCAUGCUGGGGCGCGCCAAACACGGCGACUUUUAUCAUCUUUCGCUUUCUGGCAGGCUUAGGCGGAUCUGCUCCACUAGCCAUCGGCGGAGGUGUUCUAGGCGAUGUCUGGCCGCCAGCGAAGAGAGGACAAGCCGUAGCAGUAUACUCGCUGGCACCUUUGCUCGGUCCUGUGAUAGGCCCGAUCGCAGGGAGCUGGGUGCAAGAGAAGAGCUCUUACAAAUGGGUCUUCAUAUCGACAGCCGUGCUCGACAUUAUCGUCCAAGGCGCAGGCCUCUUGUUCCUGCGAGAAUCUUAUCCGCCCGUCUUGCUCGGCUGGCGAGCAGCCAAGAUGCGAAAGGAGACCGGCAACGCCGACAUUGUUACCGUGUUCGACAAGCAAGGUCGUUCGCAUGCGACAAUCAUCAAGAACGCCUUGACGAGACCCUUCCUUUUCAUUUUCACCGAAUUGAUCAUCGUGACGCUGGGCAGCUACAUGGCUCUCAUCUAUGGCACAAUCUAUCUCAUCCUCACGACAAUUUACUCAAACUUCACUGACAAGUACGGGUUCUCUCCUGGCAUCGCUGGCCUGAAUUACAUUGCCCUCGGGGUUGGCCUAACCGGCUGGUCACAAAUCCAAGCCCGCCUUAUCGAUCCAGCGUACAAACGGUUAACUAAGCGCAAUGGCGGCGUGGGCAGACCCGAAUUCAGAUUGCCCUUCCUGAUACCGUCGAGUAUAUUUCUGCCGGCCGGUCUGCUCAUCUACGGCUGGACAGCCCAGUACCGAGUCUUUUGGCUAGUACCAGACAUCGGCAUCGCUCUCGUCGGCUGCGGUAUGAUCGGAUCCUUUCAAAGCAUACAGUUGUACAUACUCGAUACUUUCGGCAUACAUGCUGCAUCGGCGCUCGCAGCCGUUGCGUUCAUGCGCUCCAUCGCUGGCUUCGCUUUGCCGCUUGCCGCACCGAAGCUGUAUGGCAACCUCGGCCUGGGCGGAGGCAACAGUCUCUUAGCAGGCAUAGCAAUCGCACUUGGCAUUCCUGCCGCUCCCUUGCUCUUCAUCUACGGCGAACGCAUCCGGAAGAUGUCAAGAUACGCGGGCGGCAGAGCAUAGCGGCUUGAGGCAAAUAUAGAUCUUAAUUACGUCUAGACACGUACCACUAGCACGCACGCAACAUGUAUGUAGUCUUGUGCACUCGAUAUUGCAUCAACAUAUGAGACACAUGAGCG
Molecule: messenger RNA, 1832 nt
Organism: Mixia osmundae IAM 14324
Lineage: Eukaryota; Fungi; Basidiomycota; Mixiomycetes; Mixiales; Mixiaceae
Exons: 2
Coding region: 58-1716 (552 amino acids)
Biological process (GO): transmembrane transport
Molecular function (GO): transmembrane transporter activity
Source: RefSeq, a predicted model, not a curated record